Molecule: messenger RNA, 1977 nt
Organism: Sphaeramia orbicularis (orbiculate cardinalfish)
Lineage: Eukaryota; Metazoa; Chordata; Actinopteri; Kurtiformes; Apogonidae
Gene: frrs1l
Product: ferric-chelate reductase 1-like
Exons: 5
Coding region: 344-1192 (282 amino acids)
Biological process (GO): regulation of glutamate receptor signaling pathway; regulation of postsynaptic membrane neurotransmitter receptor levels
Source: RefSeq, a predicted model, not a curated record
AUUCAUCUGACCAAAACUCCGACUGAAAUAAUAUAGAAGGAAAAGCAGGCCUCAUGUAGAGUCCUGGUUCAAAGAGGAUUAUGGGUCUGCAUGUGAAUUAGGUGUAUAGAUUACGACUGUGGGUGAUUUAGAAUUGGAUUAGGUUGAUAAUCCCACGGUGUUCCACUCGGAUCCCCCCCCCGUAUCCUCUCGAUCCGAGCGAAUAAACAGGCAAUUAGGAUGCGGAGAUGAUUCUACAGACAUGGAUACCUGCGGAGACACCGAGAUUCACCCUAAAAUAAGGAUGCUAUUUAUUUCCAGGUCGCUUUAGUCGUGUUCAUCGUUGCUUGUUGCGUUAUCGGUCAUGUUUUUCGUGCGGGCGUCGGUGCAGCUGUGGGUGCUGCUGGUGCACAGUGGAUGGCUGGGGGUCGCACCGAGCCCCACCGAUGAGGGAGCACUCCGGGCCGGCCACGGAGAGCACGGAGAUCCGGGACACCAGGAGCCCCAUAAAGACUCCUACAGCACCUUUGCGUCCGAGUUCCUGGAGUCCAGAUAUCUGUCUGAUGACGGCUAUCCAUUCCCCACAGCCCCACCAGUGGAUCCCUUCGCCAAGAUAAAAGUCAGCGACUGUGGGAUAACCAAAGGCUGCAUCAGGUAUGGAAAGCCAGGCUGUGACGCAGAGACGUGUGACUACUUUCUAAGUUAUCGUCGCAUCGGGACAGAUGUGGAGUAUGAGAUGAGUGCAGACACAGAUGGCUGGGUGGCUGUAGGGUUCUCCUCUGACAAGAAAAUGGGAGGAGAUGACGUCAUGGGCUGUGUCCAUGACGAUAACGGGCGUGUGCGGAUCCAUCACUUCUACAAUGUUGGCCAAUGGGCGAAGGAGAUCAAACGGAACCCGGCUCGUGACGAAGAAGGCAUAUUUGAGAACAACCGGGUGACUUGCCGUUUCAAGCGGCCCUUAUACGUACCCAGAGAGGAGACACUGGUGGAUUUACACCUGUCGUGGUAUUACCUGUUUGCAUGGGGGCCUGCCAUACAAGGUUCAAUCACGAGGCAUGACAUUGACAGUCCGCCCGUCAGUGACCGCAUGAUCAGUAUUUACAAGUACGAGGACAUCUUUAUGCCUUCCACAGCUUACCAGACCUUUAACUCUCCCCUCUGCUUACUGCUCAUAGUAGCCCUCACCUUCUACUUACUGAUGGGAACACCGUAAUGAAGCAGAGCAGGAGAGUGGAGAACAAGAAAGCAAUAAAAAAGCGAUGCCAUAUUAGUCCGACGCCACAUUAAAGUGUCCACUUUGCACAGAGACACUGAAACAAGAUAUAUAAAAGCAAGCAAAUAUACCCAUUACUCAGACCUGAUACGGGAUUUUGAUAACGUAUUAAACUUAUAUUGUAGUGGAUUCAUGUAAAGAUAUCAGUAUAAUGGCGAGAUCUGAUAAAAGAGUAGUGUUAUAGAUUAAAAUAGGUCAGUUUUAUAAAAAUAUUCAUGAUAGCUUCCAAGUAUUAAAAGAAUAUGUGGACUGCACACGCCAAGAAAUACAUCUCACAAGUCUUCAAAGUACUGCAUGCACAAGGAAAUCCCUCCUGAGACGAAAAGGGCCUGAAGAUAUUAAACAACUGCUGUUUGCUGGUGAUGAGAAAACCACACCUCUUUUUUUUUCCACACACACUCACCCUUCGCUUUUAUUCCAUCAUCUCUUUGAACUUUACAGUUUAUGUGGUGGGGAGUAACAUCAAAUCUCUUUCCCCUUUAGGAGCUCAUCUUCUUUUUCACAUUUUUGUUCUCCUCUCUCAGCUGCAUCAGCUCUUGUUUGUUCAUCAGCGUUUGAGUACUGCAGUAUGAAACAGCGCUACAGUCAAAUAUGACACACUGAGCAACAAACAACUUGAAGGACAUUUUGCUUUGACUUGUAUAUGGACUAAUUUUACCACUGGUUGAUAUUGUAGCUGUUUGAACUGUAUUAAAAAGUGGCAGAUUAGAUGCCUCCCACUGAAA